Messenger RNA from Saprolegnia parasitica CBS 223.65, 504 nucleotides. RefSeq lists its product as hypothetical. Bases 1 to 504 code for a protein of 167 amino acids. Gene Ontology annotation, cellular component: cytoplasm. Gene Ontology annotation, molecular function: GTP binding; GTPase activity. The record is from RefSeq and is a predicted model, not a curated record. The transcript is spliced from 2 exons. Gene Ontology annotation, biological process: intracellular protein transport; vesicle-mediated transport. Lineage: Eukaryota; Oomycota; Saprolegniomycetes; Saprolegniales; Saprolegniaceae.
AUGGGCUCCAUCUCCUCGGCGGUCUCGCGCCUCUUUGCGUCAAACCAUGAGACGCGCGUGAUCAUGGUGGGCCUUGACACGGCGGGUAAAUCCACAAUCCUCUAUCAGCUGCGGCUCGGCGAGAGCAUCACAACGAUCCCAACCAUUGGCUUCAACGUCGAGCAAGUCCAGCUCGAGGGCUUCAACUUCACAUUGUGGGACAUUGGUCCGCCUCUCGACAGGCGUACGGCACUACGACAACAACGUAAAAGCUGUCGCUCGAUUCGCCAGCGGUGGUUUGUCCAGCCGUGCUGCGCUGUCACGGGUGCGGGCCUUUACGAAGGGCUCCACUGGAUCGCCACCGCACUCGGCGCACCAUCUCCAUCUGAUACAGCCACCAUCGAGACCACGACAACGAUCGCGCCCUCUGAGGAAACAACGUUUCUGCAGUUCUUGUCAUCGCAGCGGCCCGAAUGGAGCCAUACAGUGCCCGUGAAGAAGGCUGGCAGCGCGUCGGUCCAAUAA